This is a messenger RNA of Mytilus trossulus (common blue mussel), 1769 nucleotides long. RefSeq lists its product as uncharacterized. NCBI's taxonomy places the organism in Eukaryota, Metazoa, Mollusca, Bivalvia, Mytilida, Mytilidae. The coding region runs from base 370 to 1617 and encodes 415 amino acids. The record is from RefSeq and is a predicted model, not a curated record. The transcript is spliced from 12 exons.
UAAUGAGUUGUUACUAAUCGGCCUAGCUGUACGGACGUGAUCCUGAUGUAAAGGACAACUAACAACUCCAACUGUAGAAGCUAUACGGCGCCAUACAAGGGGAGGAAUGUGGAGAAUCCCGGCACAAGAACAAGCUACACGAAGAGUCCCGAGUGUUCCGAAUGGCAAGCUAUGGACUAAUGAGUUGUUACUAAUCGGCCUAGCUGUACGGACGUGAUCCUGAUGUAAAGGACAACUAACAACUCCAACUGUAGAAGCUAUACGGCGCCAUACAAGACUGACCAUAUUUUAAACAUCAUAGAAGAUUACUGUCGGAAGGAUGAUGACAUUUCUGUGAACGUAUACUAUAAUGGCGGGACAUAUAGUCAAAUGAAAUAUUGGUUAGGACGGAGGAAAAAUGAAGUCACGUGGCAGCAACAGGCAAACGGCGGCCUAGGAAACAAACUAUCAAGUGCAUUCAAAGACAGCUUUAAAAGGAACUCAAAACACACAAUAAUUAUAGGUAGUGAUAUUCCUGGAAUAAAUUCAAAUGUAAUAUCAGAAGCAUACCACAAACUACAGAAUGGAUCUGACAUGGUGUUAGGACCAGCCGCUGAUGGUGGAUAUUACUUAGUCGGAAUCUCAAAGUCAGCUAAUGUUAAAUUAGAUGACGUGUUUAGUGAUAUAAACUGGGGUACAGAAACAGUGUUCAGGGAACAGUCAGAAAGAGCGAAAUAUCUAGGAAUAUCAUUAGGCAUAUUAGACACACGUUUAAAUGAUGUGGACGUUGCUGCAGACCUUGAGGUACUCGAAAAUGAGUUACAAGUAACCAGAGAACAACUUGCUCAUCCAAAAAUCAGUAUUAUAAUUCCUGUAUACAAUGAAGCAGAUAAUAUUUUAUCAACACUGGAGACAGUUUUAAAGAAGUGCUCCAGAACAAAGGCCAUAGAAGAAAUUAUAGUAAGUGAUGGUGGAAGUACGGAUGAUACAGUUUCUGUUGUUGAAAAGUUCGCUAAAACAAAAGACGUAGCUAUAAAAGUGGUUAAAAGUUCUCCAGGAAGAGGAUUUCAGCAAAAGUAUGGAUCAGAACAAGCAAAGGGAGAUAUAUUUAUGUUUCUUCAUGCUGACACAGAAGCACCAGAUAAGUUUGACCAUGCAAUAGUCAAAUGCUUGCAGAAACCUGGAAAUGUAGGAGGAUGUUUCAGAUUAGGCUUUGAUGUAGUAGAAGCCCCUGAAAGGGAACAAAAAUGCAGUAAAAUUUUCAAAAUGAAAAUGAAUUUUUUACAAUGGAUAACAAAUAACAUAAGAGUGAAGUAUCUAGAACGUCCGUAUGGUGAUCAAAUCUUGUUUGUCACAAGGGAGAAUUAUUUCAAAGCUGGUGGUUUUAAAGAAGUUUAUUUGAUGGAGGAUUACAUGAUGGUUGAGGACCUAAACAAAUUUGGGCACAUAUGUGUUGCUGAUGCUGAUCCUGUUAUAACAUCUUCACGACGUUGGAAAAAACUGGGACUUAUAAGGACUACUGGAAUGACCAAUUUAAUAGUUCUCGCAUACAAGCUUGGUGUUCCACCUAACAAACUAGCUGAAUGGUAUUAUGGAGAUAAAUUGAAAGAGAUACAGAAAAGGGCAAAGCAAACAUAACUCAAUAUUCACAGUAAUCCCGGUUGUGUGUUAUAAAUUGUAUAUACUAGUAAUUUAAAAAUGCUGCUUUAAACAUAAAAAGUGAUAUUUCGAAUGGAUGCAUACUUUCAGUGAUAGUUCAUUAAUUAUAUAUAAGCUGAUGUUCAUUGACA